AUGGCACACAGCGGAGUCAUUUUCUUAACUCCUCUAAGAGGCAUUUUCAACUAUAAAGGUUAUAUUCAGUUGAGUAUCUUCUCUUUCAACGAGAGUCCUAAAGGUGGAGGAGGGAUUCAGAUUCUGGACUCCUGUGUUGCAGAUGUCCACGGUGACUUCCCUGAGCAUCAGCUGCUGGAGGAACAGCCAGCAAAGACGUACAACUCUGGAAUAUGUGUGUCAAUCCUGAUCUUUAAUACUUCUCGGCAGUGCUUUGUUGUGGUGAAGCAGUUCCGCCCAGCUGUUUACAUGUGUGAGCUGGAAAGGCAUCAUCCUCAAGUCUUUCAGAAUCAGGACAAGGAGACCUUCACUCGCCUAGAGGAUCCCUUGCCUGCUGUGGUAGGAGUGACCUAUGAACUAUGCGCUGGCAUCGUAGACAAACCAGACCUUUCUUUAGAAGAAAUUGCGUGUGAGGAAGUCUUAGAAGAGUGUGGCUAUCGUGUUCCUGUCACAGACCUAAGGAGGAUCACUUCUUACAGGUCUGGAGUUGGUGUGACAGGUUCUACACAAACGUUAUUUUACACAGAAGUAACAGACCAGAUGAGAACCAGCGAAGGAGGUGGCCACCCUGCAGAAGGAGAGCUGAUUGAAGUUGUAGAAAUACCAUUAGAAGACUCCAUGAAGUUUGCUUAUGAUGAGACUCUCCCGAAGACGAUGGGUGUCAUCUUCAGCUUCAUGUGGUUCCAAAACAACAUUGCACCCAAGCUACCAAAAAAAUGA
Molecule: messenger RNA, 759 nt
Organism: Opisthocomus hoazin
Lineage: Eukaryota; Metazoa; Chordata; Aves; Opisthocomiformes; Opisthocomidae
Source: RefSeq, a predicted model, not a curated record